GCAGAUUGCCAAGUCACAGCCACACUGUUCAUCAUAGGCUACAGCAUAGUUCUUAGACCCUCCUACACUCGCUCUGCGUCAUAGGAUGUGAGUGGUGUUUGGGCGAGGUCUGUCGCAUGUCGCUCUCCCACGCACCUUCCGACUGCCGCAGCUGCCGGCACACCAAGUUCUCCAUAAAUGGAGGCAAUGCCCAGAUUGCCACAAUAUCUGCGGCGUCAUCGAAGCUAGAGAGCUUCCUCAAGAUUACAAAUCACAAUGGCCGCCUCAUACCAUAUCAAACAGAAAGAAACACGAGUUCCCUCGUGUACCCUGAAUAUCAUCAUCGCUGGCGCCGGUAUAGCCGGACUCGGCGCUGCCAUCAGCUGCCUCCUGGCCGGACACAACGUUCAAAUCCUCGAAGCGACCUCCGAGAUCAAACAUGUCGGCGCGGGAAUUCAGGUUCUUCCCAACGGCUCGCGGAUCCUGAAACACUGGGGACUGGAGGAGAAACUCAGCAUGCACUGGGCCAAAGCGGAGGCCUACCGCGUCUUCGGCUGGAAGGGAAACCAGAUCACAAGCAUGAAUGUCCAGGACACAGCGGGCGCAUACCCAGGCACUUGGUUCCGCGCGUUCUAUCGACCAUAUCUACAACGAACUCUGCUAGAACGGAUUGUCGAGCUGGGAGGCAAUUUCACCUGCAACGCGAAGAUUGUGGAUGUUGCAUUCGGUGGCGAUGGGUCCACGGCAACUAUCACCACAGCGAGUGGUCGACAAUUCACAGCUGAUCUCUUCAUCGGGGCGGACGGUAUCUUUGGAAAGCUGGCGGACCUGGUGCUGGACCAUCCGACGCCACCGACCAAGACAGGCGACUUGGCGUAUCGAGUGAUGCUGGCGUCGCCGGAUAUUGUGAAGGAUCCAGAUCUGGCGGAUUUUGUGACGAAGCCGAAUAUGAAUUUCUGGUAUGGGCCGGAAAAGCACGUGGUGGCUUAUCCUCUGAGUAAGGAGCUUUUCAACAUGGUCCUGCUUACUCCUGAUGAUAUUCCCGAGGACUCAAAGGCAAGUACCGUGGCGGGCAACGUGGAGGAGAUGCGUUCCUUGUUUAAAGACUGGGACCCUCGGAUAUCGAAGCUUCUCAAGCUGUGCAAAUCUGUUCACAAGUGGCGACUCUGCACCCGGUUCAACACGGGUGGUUGGGCCCAUCCUUCGGGAGCUGGCGUGAUGAUCGGGGACAGCGUUCACGCAACCCUUCCUUAUCUUGCCGCUGGCGCAGGUAUGGCCCUCGAAGACGGUGCCGUUCUGGGAGAAUGCCUCUCACGCCUCCCCAAUGAUCCACACACCACCAAGUCAUCGCGCGACUUCCUUCUCGCCAAGCGACAUGCAUUGGCAGUCUUUGAAAAGUGUCGCAAACAACGAACGCUCAUGGUGGUCACGCGAUCGAACGAGCAAAAAGAUCUUGAGCACCUAGCGGAUGGCCCGGAACAAGAGCUGCGCGAUAGACAGAUGCAGAUGGUCCCAACGCCGCCCGGAGAAGCGCUGGUGUGGCGGGACCCGGCUAUUGCUCCGGAGCUAUUUGGCUGGGAUCAUGUAGUAGAGGUUAAUUCGCAUUGGGGCAUUCCGAGCAUACCCCAUGCUACGACAGUGGGUGCUCGGGUGUCACGUCUGUAAACGGGAUACACGUUGCUGCAUAUUUAUCCCCCAUUAUCUUUUAGUGACCGUUUGAGACGCAGGCUUAGCACUUCUCCUUCAUGCUCUCUGGUAGGUUACUGGUAAGGGAUCAAGAACUCCCACCAGGAUAUAUCACCUCAAUGAGUCACCGCCAACCCAUAAGCGCAUGUGGUAUAUCCUGAUUCUUACUUGAGAACUAGCAAAGCCAUCCACUAGUUUUGACAUCAACCUUGGAGUAAGACGAGACAAUGGGAUAAUGUCAGGCAUAUGCGAGAGAGAAAGAAGAGGAAGAGCAAUGGUCGAAC
Aspergillus saccharolyticus JOP 1030-1 is the source of this 1949-nucleotide messenger RNA. RefSeq names its product FAD/NAD(P)-binding domain-containing protein. Gene Ontology annotation, biological process: secondary metabolite biosynthetic process. The coding region runs from base 256 to 1644 and encodes 462 amino acids. NCBI's taxonomy places the organism in Eukaryota, Fungi, Ascomycota, Eurotiomycetes, Eurotiales, Aspergillaceae. The transcript is spliced from 6 exons. The record is from RefSeq and is a predicted model, not a curated record. Gene Ontology annotation, molecular function: monooxygenase activity; FAD binding.